AGAGACAUAUUCAUAAUGAAUCCCUUGAAGCUUGAAACGGAUUUUUGAUUUGAUCAUUGAGAUGGAGACAAAGAGGAAUGUAUCUCUAACCAGGAUUUGUGUACUAUUUCUAUCUAUCCCAGUCACCAACCUUUCUUCAACUUUCUCCACUUUCCUUCAUUCCUUUUGGUUCUGCUGACCCCAUUCUCUCUCUCUCUCUCUUCUUUUUUCUUUUUUUUAUAGCAAUUCUUGAGUCAACUUAACAUUACUUACAUUACACACUCAAGUUUAUCCUCUCACACUCUUCAACCUUCAAACUUCCGUGUUUUCUAUUGGAUACUUGCACCCCUUGUUGAAAAGUCAAAAUUCCCAUUAACCCCUUCAUUUUAUUCCUUCAAACAUUUUCUCCCUUUUUCUUUUUGCUCCAAAGUUUCGUUCUUCUCUACCUCUUCUGAUUCAAAGUUUCAGUCUUUUCAAUUGGGGUGCCCUGAAUUUGCGUCCAAGUUCAGAUCUGUUUACUUGACUCUUCAUUCAAGUUCAAAUUUUUCUUGUGGAGAAAAAGACUGAACUAAAGGAUUGUGUUUGUGACUGUAGCUGUGAACUAAAGGUGUGAUUUUGAAGGACUAAAGUGGUGUGAAUGUGGUUUUAAUCUAAAUUAAAAAGCUAUUAUUACAGAUAGAAAAAUUUGGAGAUUCAGAGAAUUGAUGCUCGAAUUACUGAGAAACUGAAGAUUUUGAUCAUGAUUGUGAGGAAAAACAUGGGAAGGGCAAAGUCACUACUUGUGCUGCUUAUGGUGCUUGGAUUUUGCCUUGCCACAUAUAAUUUGGUAGCUAUGAUCACAGAGCAUAAGGUAGGAGGUUGGGGUGAUGAUGGGUUGGAAUCUUUUGAUAGAAGAGUGAUAGAGUCAGAAAACUAUUAUUCGAAAUUCCAUGUUGCACUGACAUCAACUGAUGCUGCUUAUAGCCAAUGGCAGUGCCGGAUUAUGUACUAUUGGUAUAAGAAGGUGAAGGACAUGCCUGGAUCAGACAUGGGAAAGUUCACUCGCAUUUUGCAUUCAGGAAAGGCUGAUCAGUUAAUGGAUGAGAUUCCUACUUUUGUGGUUGAUCCACUUCCUGAGGGCUUGGAUCGGGGUUAUAUUGUCCUAAAUAGACCAUGGGCUUUUGUUCAGUGGCUGGAGAAAGCAGAUAUUGAGGAACAAUAUAUUCUGAUGGCAGAACCUGACCACAUAUUUGUAAAUCCUUUGCCAAAUUUGGCUUAUGGAACCCAGCCUGCCGGGUUUCCAUUUUUCUAUAUAAAACCAGUUGAAAAUGAAAAAAUAAUUAGGAAAUUCUAUCCUAAGGAAAAGGGUCCUGUUACUGAUAUUGAUCCAAUUGGCAAUUCUCCUGUAAUCAUUCAGAAGUCUUUGAUGGAGGAAAUAGCUCCCACGUGGGUGAACAUUUCAUUGAGAAUGAAAGAUGAUCCAGAGACUGAUAAAACUUUUGGAUGGGUGCUUGAAAUGUAUGCUUAUGCAGUGGCAUCUGCAUUGCAUGGUGUAAAGCAUAUUCUUCGAAAAGACUUUAUGCUGCAGCCACCUUGGGACUUACAAAUUGAGAAUAAGUUUAUAAUCCAUUUUACAUAUGGAUGUGACUACAAUUUGAAGGGGGAACUGACAUAUGGGAAGGUUGGAGAAUGGCGUUUUGACAAGAGAUCUUAUCUUAUGGGUCCUCCACCUAAAAACAUCUCCUUACCGCCUCCAGGAGUUCCUGAAAGUGUGGUGCGGCUUGUAAAAAUGGUCAAUGAGGCAACUGCAAACAUACCUGAAUGGGACUCAUUAAAUAGAAGUUGAGGGAAAGAUAAUAAACCAUGACACCUUACGCCCCUGAUGCCAGUGACUUUAAGAUGAGGUCUACAAAUACAUGUCAAAAUAGAUUACUUUAAGCAAAUAGGAAUUGUGAUGAAUACAGUGAUGUUUUGUGCUUGCUUCUGAAAAUAGAAUUUGUUUUUUUUUAAUAGCCAGUUAAUUCUUUUGCAUUCAAAAGUGUACAAGACAUUUCUACAAUCUAUUACAUUUAUUUUUACCAACUGAUUGUUAGUGCAAGCAAUGGAAUUACAUCCUGUCCAUUUUGUUU
Messenger RNA from Abrus precatorius (Indian licorice), 2087 nucleotides. RefSeq names its product hydroxyproline O-arabinosyltransferase 3-like. The coding region runs from base 719 to 1804 and encodes 361 amino acids. The record is from RefSeq and is a predicted model, not a curated record. Lineage: Eukaryota; Viridiplantae; Streptophyta; Magnoliopsida; Fabales; Fabaceae. The transcript is spliced from 9 exons. Gene Ontology annotation, molecular function: glycosyltransferase activity.